AUGCUGGGGUGGGCGGCUAGGCUAGCAACAGGUCAGGUCAUGAUGCACAAGUGGAGCAUCGACUCUCAUGGCUCUUCAUCUGUUGGCCCCCAUUUCCCACACCACUCUUUACAGCACAUCACGAGCAGUGAAGUGUAUGCAUGCAAGGUGACAGGCAAGGCGGACGAGGUGAAGCUGAAGCUAUUGAAUGGUGACGUGUAUGCAUGCAAGAUCAACACGGUGACAGGCAAAGCGGACGAGAUGAAGCUCAAGGGGUCAGAAGAUGCAGUGGUAGAUGGGGUCACGCUCAUCGGCACCGGCGCCAAGACAGCGCUCACUAAGGCCUCAGUUCGCUUAAGGUUCGGCCGAAUGCCACAGAUAGGGGACAAGUUCAGCAGUCGGCACGGGCAGAAGGGCGUGCUGUCACAGCUCUGGCCGGACGUGGACAUGCCCUUCGCCUCCUCCUCUGGCAUGCGUCCAGACAUCAUCAUCAACCCCCACGCCUUCCCCUCGCGCAUGACCAUCGGCAUGCUUGUCGAGUCUGUAGCAGCCAAGAGUGGAUCUUUGCACGGAAACUUCGUGGAUGCUUCUCCGUUCCGCCCCGCCACGCCCAACCCCCCGCCGCUCACCAUGAGCCUCAAGUCCCGCCAGCCUGCCCUGCCACGUGGCGCCUCCCGAUUGGCCCACUCCUCCGCUGCCACCCCUGGUCUCUCCACCCCUGUAGCCCGCUCUAAGCUGCACAAGAAAUCGGGUGCUCCCCCCACCCCUUCUACGCCUGCCACUCCUGCUGGUGGUGUUGGUGGUGUUGGUGGUGCUGGGAAGGGUGCUGGAAGCUUCACACCCUUGGAUCUCCCCACCCCGGCUUCAUCUGCCAAGCCUGGCCAGUCUGCCAAGCCUGCUGCCACACCUGCAGGUCCGGCGGCAGCAGCGGCAGCAGGCAGGGCGGGAGAAUCAAAUCAGCUGCAGAAUCGCGAGGAUCUGGUGGACACAUUUGGGCGGCAACUGCUGGAGAAGGGAUUCAGCUACUAUGGCACGGAGACCAUGUAUAGCGGAGUGUAUGGUUGUGAGAUGGAGUGUGAGAUUUACCUAGGAGUGGUGUAUUAUCAGCGGCUGCGUCACAUGGUAUCAGAUAAAUUCCAGGUGCGGUCAACCGGGCCUGUGAACCCUCUCACGCAGCAGCCGGUGAAGGGGAGGAAGAAGGGCGGUGGAGUGCGGUUCGGGGAGAUGGAGCGCGAUGCAAUGCUGUCCCACGGCGCGGCGUUUCUCUUGCACGACCGGCUACACUCGUGCUCCGAUUACCACACCACUGACGUCUGCUCCCUCUGCGGCUCGCUUCUAGCUCCGGCGCUGGCUCGGCCCCGAGGCGGGGCGGCAGGUUCGGAUGCAGCUACGGCGGCAGGCCUGGGGCUGGGGGCUGGCGUGGGGUAUGGGACGGUGGGGGGCGAGCUGAGGCAGAAGAAGACAGUGUGUCGGGUGUGUGGCACGGGGAAAGGCGUGGUGCGAGUGGCCAUGCCGUAUGUGUUCAAGUACCUUGCUGCUGAGCUGGCUGCAAUGAACAUUAAGCUCACACUAGAUGUGUGA
Messenger RNA from Closterium sp. Yama58-4, 1560 nucleotides. NCBI's taxonomy places the organism in Eukaryota, Viridiplantae, Streptophyta, Zygnematophyceae, Desmidiales, Closteriaceae. The record is from the annotation of a GenBank genome assembly.